This is a messenger RNA of Cooperia oncophora, 228 nucleotides long. The record is from the annotation of a GenBank genome assembly. Lineage: Eukaryota; Metazoa; Nematoda; Chromadorea; Rhabditida; Trichostrongylidae.
AUGUUGUCAGUCUGCAUUUGUCCCGUUGAUGGGCAUGGUAGCUACGCGUUUCGAGCGUUGACAGGCCAGGGUACCGGAGAAUCAGGGAAGUCGACGUUCAUUAAGCAGAUGCGAAUUAUCCACGGGAAUGGUUAUUCAGAUGAAGAUAAACGGGCUCAUAUUCGACUAGUCUAUCAAAAUGUCUUCAUGGCCAUACAAGUAAGUUCGGAGCAUAAAUUCACUAGUUGA